Messenger RNA from Lymnaea stagnalis (great pond snail), 1593 nucleotides. The record is from the annotation of a GenBank genome assembly. Lineage: Eukaryota; Metazoa; Mollusca; Gastropoda; Lymnaeidae.
CAUCUACCAUCCUGUUGGCACGUGCAAGAUGGGACCAAGUGAUGACCCAUCGGCCGUAGUGGAUGCUCAGCUCAGGUGGGUCAGUGGCGUAUGUCUUAAUCUGUCAUCGCCGUCAAAAUUAAAAGGUAUUGAAAGGGGGGGGGGUGAAGUAAAUGAUAAAAGUACAAUGUAUUGUUUCAAACUUCUCUGUAGAAGCGGGUUUCUUUUUUCUAAUAAGAAAAGAAAGAUGAUGGACAUAAACUAGUUUACACAGUGCUAUAAUACAAUUAUAUGUUACUAACAAGUCUUAAUCCUCAGAUGACCAUUAGUUUUAAUAGGAUACACCUUUAAGUCUUAACCCUUAGAGGACCGUUAGUAGGGUACGUCAUCAAGCCUUUACCCGCAGAGUAACUUUAGUUUUAGUAGGGUGCACCGUCAAGUCCUAACUCUUAGAGUAACGUUUGUUUUAGUAGGGUGCACCGCCAAGUCCUAACUCUUAGAGUAACGUUAGUUUUAGUAGGGUGCACCGUCAAGUCCUAACUCUUAGAGCACCGUUAGUUUUAAUAGUGUACACCGUCAAGUCUUAACUCUUAGAGCACCGUUAGUUUUAAUAGUGUACACCGUCAAGUCUUAACUCUUAGAGCACCGUUAGUUUUAAUAGUGUACACCGUCAAGUCUUAACUCUUAGAGCACCGUUAGUUUUAAUAGUGUACACCGUCAAGUCUUAACUCUUAGAGCACCGUUAGUUUUAAUAGUGUACACCGUCAAGUCUUAACUCUUAGAGCACCGUUAGUUUUAAUAGUGUACACCGUCAAGUCUUAACUCUUAGAGCACCGUUAGUUUUAAUAGGGUUUCACACUUAUAAAAUUUAUUUCAGGCAAAAAAAACCUUAAAUUUAAGUUUUUAAUGAAUCCAUUGAACACAUAUUUGUCUUUUCUUUCAGGGUAAGAGGUUUAUCUGGCAUACGUGUUGUGGACGCAUCCAUCAUGCCAUGGAUUGUCUCGGGAAAUACAAACGCACCAGCAAUCAUGAUUGGCGAAAAAGCUUCUGACAUAAUUAGAAGGAAAGUUUAAAAGAAUUUAAUCAAUAGUCUUUUAUUAUAAAUUUAUAAGGGUUUAUCUACACGUGAAUUUGUAUCGAGAAGAGAAAUAAUGUUAUCUCGUGUGGUAGUCAUCUCGUGUGUUGUUAGUCAUCUCGUGUGAUGUUAGUCAUCUCGUGUGUUGUUAGUCAUCUCGUGUGAUGUUAGUCAUCUCGUGUGAUGUUAGUUGUUCUUGUGUGAUGUUAGUUGUCGCGUGUGAUGUUAUCUUUCUCGUGUGUUAUCUUUGAUCUCGUGUGAUGUUGGUUAACUCGUGCGAUGUUAGUUAUCAUGUAUGAUCUAUACGAGUUUCCCAAGGAACCGGAUUGCGACCCCGGUACCUGGCCAUGAGAGAAGAAAUACUGGGUCACAGAAGAAAAAAAAAUCCUCGUUUUGUGCUCAACAUUGGCGGAACCUUGAGUGAUAUGAAUUAUUAAUAAGUGGGAGGGGACGAUUCGCCCCUGUUAUUUCGCUAUCGGGCCGUUUCACUGCCGGAGCAUUUGCAGUUGGACUAUUCGUUAUUCCACCACUUUGCUGCC